Messenger RNA from Funneliformis mosseae, 1527 nucleotides. The record is from the annotation of a GenBank genome assembly. NCBI's taxonomy places the organism in Eukaryota, Fungi, Glomeromycota, Glomeromycetes, Glomerales, Glomeraceae.
AUGAAAACCAGCGUAAUCUCUUUCAACCCACGUAAACAUUCAUUUCACGCGGAUUGGAACCUUGAUCUCCAUGGGUUUCUCACUCGUGACGAGUUGAACAAGCGGGUCAAUGAAAUUAAUGAUCGAAUCCGUGACUGUCCUUUGUUGAAUGUGAGAUUAGCGAGAAUUUGCAUGUACAUUUCAAUCGUAAUUACACUGUUUAUCAGUAUCGGGUUAUUUAGCAAAAGUACAUUUCUUGGUGGAACAUUCUUCUUACUCUUUCUUGUCGGAGUUUUUGGGGGCGGAUAUUAUAUUGAUCGUAUAGCGAGCACUCGCGCCAAAAUUUUUACUGAUGCCGUGAGAAAUUUGUUCGUUGAAUAUAACAAUCGAGACAACCCAACCGCCAACUGGAGUAUUGAGUGGUGCACCGCCAUCACCAAAUUCAAGGUAAAGAAGGGGUCGAUCAAGCCGAGAUAUGCCGACUAUGUCGUGAUAGAGCUCGAUAUAUCGGACGCACUAUCUACCCUUACGGCCAAUACCGUUUUCGUGAAUCUUCCUGUUUCAAAUUCAACCAAACAAUUCGUUCCGCACAUGGCUGUGAGUUUGUUAUCUUUAAGUUUAGUAGAAUUUGCUUCAUGUCAAGAAGCUCCAAAAGCUCCAAAAGCUCCUACGAAUUUGAUAGUUGAAACCAUUGGAACUAUAACAAAACAACCUUCCGUAACCGUACCAGAAAACCUUGCCGUACCAACAGGUCAUUCAUUCGCAUUCUUACUUUACGCAAGAGGAGAUCAAUUUUAUCAAUGUGUCGUCUCCGUUCCUGGACAAGCUUCAUCUUCGCAAUGGUUAAAUGUUAACGUCGAUUCCUAUUUUAUUAACGAAAUAAAAGACCAACACUUCGAUCCCGCUUUCCAAGUUGUACAUCUUUACAAUAUAAACCCAGCGGUGAAUGGUGGAAAUUAUACUUGGGAAGCCUUACUUAAAAAUGAUACCACCAAAUUAACUGCUAAAUCCGUAAAUACAUCAUCUCAAGGUGAUGCAAACUUACCUUGGGAAUUAUAUGCUGCUACGCAAAGGGAUGAAGGUGGUAGAUUUAGCACUAUAUCUUAUGUCCUUAGGUUAAAUACAAAUGGUGGAGUUGCUCCUCCUAAGAAUGAAUGUGGAGUUCAAUAUACUGACAAAUCAACGAAAAUAACUACAUAUGAGGCCGAAUAUUGGUUUUAUGAAGGUCCUUUGCCCGGUACCGAACAGAAUAAUGCUCCAAAUAAAACAUCUGACGCUGCAAGUUCAUUACGUAAUAAAACUCCGUUAUCUUCAAUGUCAAUUGGACCUGGUCAAUUAGGUUGGAUUGCCAUUGUUGGUUUCGUUUCUGUUGAUUUUUUUACCAUACCUUCGGAUGAAUAUUUUACUAAAGUUCGUCCAUUAAAACGAAUAUCAAAACAAUCGACGUUGAGAAGGGAUCCUACGUCUUUGAAAAGAAAUUCUUCAAUUUAUAAUACGCAAGUUAAACGUAUGUCACGUUGGAUUGAUGGAAUUUCACCUUAUUGGUAA